Messenger RNA from Theileria annulata, 3531 nucleotides. Its product is annotated as leucyl-tRNA synthetase, putative. Gene Ontology annotation, molecular function: ATP binding; leucine-tRNA ligase activity; aminoacyl-tRNA deacylase activity. Lineage: Eukaryota; Apicomplexa; Aconoidasida; Piroplasmida; Theileriidae. Bases 1 to 3531 code for a protein of 1176 amino acids. The record is from RefSeq and is a predicted model, not a curated record. The transcript has 9 exons. Gene Ontology annotation, biological process: leucyl-tRNA aminoacylation.
AUGUCCAAGAGAGCACAGUUGUUGGAAAAUGAAGCUAAAAUUAGAGCACUCUGGCAGGAAACAAAGGUCUUUGAAGCUAACCUUCCAAGUAACCGGAACAAAGAUAAGUACUUUUGCACCUUCCCAUUCCCGUAUAUGAAUGGAAGGUUACAUAUAGGACACGCAUUUAGUGUAUCUAAAGCUGAGUUCCAAGCUAGGUUUCAGAGAACACAAGGGAAAGCCGUAUUAUGGCCAUUUGGAUUACACUGUACAGGAAUGCCAAUUAUGGCAUGUGCAGACAAAAUUAAAAAGGAACUGAACGAGUCAAACCUUGGAUUGUUAAAUAACCACAAAAAUACUGUAAAUGAACAUGAAAACCAUGAAGAAUCUAACUUCAAAGAUGUUACUAAAUUCACUUCUUCAAGGUCUAAAUUAAAGGCUAAAUCGGGAUCUAACAUGACUCAAAUAGAGAUCAUGAAACAGAUGAACAUAAGUGAUGAUGAGAUUCCAAAGUUUGCAGAGCCAGACCAUUGGCUUACAUACUUUUCUCCACUAGCAAUACAGGAUAUGAAGCUUUUAGGUUUAUCAGUGGACUGGCGUCGUUCCUUUAUAACAACUGCAAGGAAUCCAUACUUUAACUUGUUUGUUGAGUGGCAAUUUGAUAGGCUUAAGAAACUAAAUAAGCUUUUGUAUGGUUGUAGGCCAUCGAUUCUUAGCAGAAUAACAAUGCAGCCAUGCGCAGAUCAUGACCGUUCUGAAGGAGAAGGGGCAACAGCUCAGGAGUACACAGUAGUAAAGAUGAAACUGGAUACUAAAUUUAGGAACCCAUUUACGAAUUUUACUGAUGAGUACGAAAAUCAUAAACAUAAAUUGAUGGAAAAGAAUGUAUAUUUAUUAGCUGCAACAUUGAGACCAGAGACAUUUUAUGGUCAGACAAACCUUUUCGUAUUACCGGAGGGAGAAUAUGAAGCGUUUUUAGGAUAUGAAUCUCCCAGACUUACAUUCAACUCUGUUGGAGUAGUAGAAAACAAGUUACCACUAAACAAAGCUUUGGAAGAUUCGGAGUGUGUAUACCUUACUUCACGUAGAUCUGCAACAAAUUUAAUACAUCAGGGUCUAGUAAUGCUGAAUGAGAAUGAUGAACUGUUUAGUGUACAUAAGUUCAGUGGCAUGAAUUUGAUAGGUUUGAGUGUUACAACGCCAUUAAGUGUUUAUAAAUCAGUUUAUGUAGUUCCAAUGUUAACUGCAAACAUGAACAAGGGUACUGGAAUAGUUGCUUGCGUUCCUUCAGACUCACCAGACGAUUACGUUGUUUUGACAGAACUGAGGCGGAAAAUUAACUACUUCAAUGAGAAAUAUAAUGUGGUUGAGGAGUAUCUUAAACAUGACCCUUUUCCAAUAAUUGAAGUGCCAGAAUAUGGCACAUGUAUGGCUGAAAAACUUUGUAAUGAAAACAACGUGACCUCUUCUAAAGAUGUUAAAUUAGAACAAUUGAAAGAAUUGAUAUACAAAAAAGGGUUUUAUACCGGUGUUAUUAAAUAUGGUAAAUAUAAAGAUCAAAAGGUAUUGGAUGUGAAGAAUAAAAUUAGAGAUGAGUUAGUGGAGAAUAAGCAAGCAUUUGUAUAUUAUGAGCCUUCUAAAAGAGUAGUUAGUAGAUUAGGAGAUGAGUGUGUAGUUGGUAUAUGUAACCAAUGGUACACCAAAUUCGGAGAUAAACAGUGGAAACAAAAUAUAUUAAACUUUGUAACAUCAAAUAAUUUCACCUGUUAUAAUGAAUCAACUUAUAAUCAACUUAUUAACAUUAUUCAAUGGUUGGAUAAUUGGGCAUGUAGUAGAUCAUAUGGUUUGGGAACAUUAUUACCAUGGGAAAAUAUAAAGAAUAAUAAGAAUAUUCUAAUUGAGAGUUUAUCCGACAGUACAAUAUAUAUGGCAUAUUAUACAAUAGCACAUUAUUUACAGUCUGACAUUUUCGGCACGAAUCCAGGACUAUUAAAUUUAUCCUCAAAACAGUUAAAUUAUUCACUCUUCGAUUAUAUAUUCAAUAUAAAUGAUAAGGUUCCCAAAUUAAAUGAAGGUAAUUUGGAAAAUCACACUGAAUCUGGAGUUAUGGAGAAAGUUAAUGCCAUGAGAGAAGAGUUUAAUUAUUGGUACCCAGUGAAUGUACGCUGCAGUGGUAAGGAUUUACUAUUUAAUCAUCUGACUAUGAGUUUGUUCAUACAUGAUGCAAUUUGGGACUCUGAUGAGUAUAUGCCAAGGUCAUAUUUUUGUAAUGGGCAUGUUCUGGUAAAUUCGGAGAAAAUGAGUAAAUCGAAGGGGAACUUCUUAACAAUUGAAGAGUCAAUUAACCAAUAUACAGCAGAUGGUACAAGAAUAGCCUUAGCUGAUGCUGGUGAUACAUUAGAUGAUGCCAAUUUCUCAAAAGAUACAGCCGAAUCUUCUAUACUCAAGUUAUACAAUUUCCUUCAAACUACUAUACAAGACUUAAAUCCACCAAAUGAUACUGAGCCAGUUAAUUCUGAAAUGCCUAACCAAAAGUUAGAUGAUGUUUUACUAAAAUUAAAUAUGCUAGAAUUGGACAACAAAACCAAUCCAAAUCAUUUGGAUAACAAAAUCAACACACACCAAUUCGAUAACAGAAUUGUUGUGGAUGAAUUGGAGUAUAUAAAUAAGUUGAUAGAGAUGGGUGAUUUGUAUUACUUUAGUAAAGUUGUGUUUGAAAAUGAGUUAAAAUACUUGACUGACAUGGCAAAGAAGGCUUAUGAAAACUUCAUUUACCGUGAUGCAUUAAAGGCUGUAUUCUAUGACUACAUCACCGUUAGACUAGAUUAUAUACAACUUUCAAAUAAUAACAUAAAUUACAAUACUCUCCUCAACUACUACAGAAUAUUUUGUGUAAUAGCAAACCCGAUAAUUCCCUAUAUAUGUGAGUAUAUAUGGAAUUAUAUAUUAAAGGAGAAGGAACCCUUGAGUGACCAGUUAUGGCCAAGUUUCAAGUACAACACGAAUGGGAACUUACACAUAUUAUUGAAGCUGCUGUAUAGAAAUAUUGAAGAGUUUAGGAAAAUUAAAGAUAAAUCAUUAUCUGGUAAACAGAAACAUAAACAAGCUAAUGAAACAGUAUAUGCCAAGGCUAAAAUAUACAUUUCAGUUGAUUAUCCCGAGAAUAUACGGAAUGUGUUGACACUAAUGAAUAAUAUGAAUAUACUGGAGACUGGCAUGAAUGAAAGGGAAGUUUUAAAGCUACUGAAUGAGGACGAGUCAGUGAAACGACUUGAUAAGAGGGAAAAGAAUUCGAUACUUUCAUUCGCUUCAUAUCAGUUAAAACAGCUCAAUUUGCUUGGAAAUACGACUUUUCAGCUAAGACUACCCUAUGACGAAUUUAAGCUAUAUAAACUAUUGGUUCCAUAUCUAAAACUAACACUAUCACUGGAGGGUAAGGGUAUAAUCUACACAUAUUGUUUAGAUGUUAUGGUAUUGUAUGAGGAAGGCGAUACGUCGAAUGAAAUGAAACAACUUCCAUUACCUGGGAGGCCAUCAAUAUUAUUCUAUUAA